CAACCGCCUUGGAGCACGCGCCAAAAAGGUUCCCACCGGAGUUCCGGAGGUCCUCCAUUUUCCAAGCGCUCACCAACGUGUGGUAACGUGGUCAGCCUGCCCGCCUGCUGCUUGGUGCUGCUCCUGAAGAUCCUCUAGUCGAGAGAUCCGUUCAGCGGGCACAUUUUUUGAGGAACCGAAGCACAACUUCACAAAACAAAAAUGGCAGAAAUUGAAGACACCCACUUCGAGACUGGCGACUCUGGUGCCUCAGCCACAUACCCUAUGCAAUGUUCUGCCCUGCGUAAGAACGGAUUCGUCAUGCUGAAGGCUCGUCCAUGCAAAAUUGUUGAAAUGUCGACAUCCAAAACCGGCAAACACGGUCACGCUAAAGUGCACAUGGUUGGUAUUGAUAUUUUCUCUGGUAAGAAGUAUGAAGAUAUCUGCCCCUCCACCCACAACAUGGAUGUCCCCCACGUGAAGCGUGAAGAUUACCAGUUGACAGACAUCUCUGAUGAUGGUUACCUUUGCCUGAUGGGUGACAAUGGUGAUCUUAGAGAAGAUUUGAAAGUCCCUGACGGUGAUUUGGGUCAGCAGCUGAAAGCUGAAUAUGACACCGGCAAAGAACUCCUGUGCACCGUCCUCAAGUCCUGUGGUGAGGAGUGUGUGAUUGCUAUCAAAACCAAUACUGCCUUGGACAAGUAAUUCAUUAUGGGUAUGUCUGAGCAUCUACAGGCAAGGGAUGGCUUUCAAGUCAUUGCUGGAGGUCUUUGCCAAUUGAAAUUUUGCUGAAAUCUAUCUGGUUUGUCAGAUAGGGUCUCUCAAUGUUUCCAACUAACUAGGUUGUAAUUAUGUAAUUCACAUUGAGAAUGUUGCCAGUUCCAAGUCUCUGUAUAUUUAAGGGUUUUUACUUCCUAGAUAGCAUAAAUUUUUAAAGAUUUCUUUUUUACAUGUAUGUGCCUGUUCUGGUAGCUAAGUAAAUAUACUUUGGUUUGUCUGGAAACAUUGUCAAUGAGAUUGUGCUGGACUGAUAAGGCAUAGGGCAAAUGGAUCCUCUGAACUGGGACUGUAACACCAUAUUGUUAUCAGCUUCUGUAGAAGUUGAAUUAUUUUGAAACGGUUUCUUUUUAAAAAAAAUAUAAAAUUAUGGAAGUACAAUAAACAAUGGCUUGACCAAGGACUGUCCUAAUAAAUGCUAGACACAACUUAA
This is a messenger RNA of Frankliniella occidentalis (western flower thrips), 1189 nucleotides long. RefSeq names its product eukaryotic translation initiation factor 5A (gene eEF5). Gene Ontology annotation, molecular function: translation elongation factor activity; ribosome binding; RNA binding. NCBI's taxonomy places the organism in Eukaryota, Metazoa, Arthropoda, Insecta, Thysanoptera, Thripidae. Gene Ontology annotation, biological process: positive regulation of translational termination; positive regulation of translational elongation. The transcript is spliced from 5 exons. The record is from RefSeq and is a predicted model, not a curated record. Bases 202 to 684 code for a protein of 160 amino acids.